This is a messenger RNA of Spathaspora passalidarum NRRL Y-27907, 582 nucleotides long. Its product is annotated as YqaE/Pmp3 family membrane protein. NCBI's taxonomy places the organism in Eukaryota, Fungi, Ascomycota, Pichiomycetes, Serinales, Debaryomycetaceae. The annotation marks the transcript as partial. Gene Ontology annotation, cellular component: membrane. The transcript has a single exon. The record is from RefSeq and is a predicted model, not a curated record.
UUUAUCUACUUAUUCCAAGCUUACACAAACAUAAACCUACCACCAUGCACUUUUGUGAUUUUUUGCUUAUCAUUUUGGCUAUCUUCAGUAUGUAUAUCGUGUGAAUUUGCAACAAAAAGCACACCACACCUACUAACAAAAAAAUAUUUUUCAGUUCCUCCUAUUCCAGUAAUUGUUAAAAAAGGUUGUACAGGUUCAGUCUUUAUUAAUAUCUUAUUGUGGCUUCUAGGAGGGAUUUUUGCUAUAGUUCAUGCCGUGUACGUGGUUGGUAGCAAUCCUCAUAGAAGGAAGCACGGUUCUCAGACUUCGUACCGUCAUCCACUAGCACAGUAUCCUGUACAACAAAUAUAUGUUAAUCCUAAGUGAUAACCAAAUUAUGUUGCAGCUGGACUAAAGAAGUAGCUUACUAUUGACAUUUUCAUCUGUUUUUUUUAUUUUUUUCUUUUCAAUGUCAAACUAUAAACGAAUCAAUUCGUAAACAGAUGUUACUUACGUUCCUUGCAAACACAAAAAAAAUUAGUUUUGAGGUCAUUUCUUGCAAUAAAACAAUACUGCAUACAAGAAAGGUUCAGAACAAAGAAU